AAUGAUUAGGUCCUUAGAUCUGUUACUUGGUUUUUUAAUUUUCCAUCUGUUGAAUUGACUGAGACAGAGAGAUGCAUAUCUGUAGAUGAGUUAUGUCUCUAUCACAAUCUGCUAGUCAGCCUCACCAUUCCGCUAAUUUAAAGCAAUCACAAAUGUUGGCUCUAAAAGAUCAUGCAGAAACUGACAGGCUGCAAAGCCAGUUUCAGUGCACAAUUUGUUCAUCCCAGCCAGACUUUGUGCAGUAUACAUCCUUUAAGCGGCAUCUUAGGCAACAUCACUGCAAAGUUGAGGGCGGAAGUUUUGUGUGUCUCUAUGGCACGCAUGGCGUCUGCCCAUCCCUGCCCCUUGAGGGAGUGAAUGCUAGUGACUACGAUCAGCAUGUCAUGAGACAGCAUUCACACACUGUACAGCUCUCUAGCACUGGCAGUUCGGUGCACUGCAGCUCUGGCCACGGCAGCACCACAGCUCUGCACACUGAGGAGGCUUGGGGCAUCUACUCUGCCGUGCAGAACCUGCCCUCUGUUCUGCACGACCCCAAGAAGGGCAUGAUGCGCGAUUUCUUCACUAAGACUUGGGGAGAGACGUUCGUGGAGCUGCGCAGCAUACCCCAGCACGUGGCCCUCCCUCAGGUGUUGCCCCGCCAUGUGGAAUCAUAUAACCGACGCAUGCGAAGGCGCUCCAGAAACCUGCAGCAGAAGCCUGCAGAACCUCUACACUCUGACCCUCAUGCUACAGGCUCCCUCACUGCAGAUCCUCUCAAUCCUGCUGGUCACGGUCGCGCUGCUGCCCUGGCCGACAUUCCUGCGCUGUUCUUCUCCUCCUCCUUCAACCUGGACGACCCUGCCACCUUCUACAGCGUGUUCCCCCACCUCGCCGCGGGGCGCGAGGUGCCUGGUGGGGUACUAGACACCCCAGCAACCACGGCAGGGGCUGCCACUGCCGCGGGAGGAGUAUCUGGGCCCUCUAGUGCCCCUCACGCUGCCCUCUCGUCAGCAUCAGACGGCAGAUCUGUAACUCAGCUUCAGGAUAAGCUGCUGCAGCACCUGGAGGCGGUGGAGGGCAGCAUGAGCGCGCACAUCGCCCUCAAGAGCGGCGCGUUCUUCCAGUCCAUGAGCCACCUGGGCGACCACCUCCACCAGCUGCGCUCCAACCACAGUCUUGUGCUCCAGCUGCGUCAUGAAGCUUAUCACUACAUCUCUAAUGAUGACAUUCACCACCCUCAGCUGGAGAUGAUGAGCGCGGUGCGUGCGGUGCAGAACACCAUCCAGGUGAUGCUGGGCAGGCGUGAGUUCAUCACAGCCCUGGACCUCAUCACCACAGCAUCACAGUUGAUCGCCAGCGACCUCACCACCAUCCGCAGCUUUAGGAACGUGAGUGCAGAGCUGAGUGAGCAGGUGAGUAUCAUCGAGAAGAUGGUGAGGGCAGACUUCGUCAAGUACGUGAGUGAGGACCUCAACCGCCCCUUCGAUGACCCCACGCCCCUCCUGCAGCAGGACCAGCUGAUUGCUGUGGUGUUGACUGCUGUGGUGCUGACGCCUCAGUGUAGGUGCCUCACCAGCCUCCUGCAGCGCCACAGUGCGAUGGUGGCGGUCAUGGUGCAGGCGGUGCAGGUCAGCGCAGGCCGGGGGGAGGCCACGUCCGAAGUGAAGGCUGCCUCCAUCGUCCACAUGGCCUCGUGUGGCGGUGUGGCUAGCGAGUGGUGCGACCGCGCACUACGUGGCCUCGCAGACGCCCGCGCCACAGCGGCGGACUUCGCGCACGACAGAUGUGGCAAGCUGCUGCAUGCCAGGUCCCGGGACGCAGGGCUGGCGCGGGCGACCGUGCAGCAGCUGCAGCAGCUCUGCAGCAUCACGGAGGACUUCUGCAGCAGCACGACGCAGCUCUGCGGCAGGAGCAGCACGGCGCUCAGCAUGGCGCUGCAGGGACACUGCGUGGCGUUCGUGCAAAGCUUCCACGCAGACCGCGAAGCCUUGCUGCGUGCGAGCCUCAGCACGGAGACGUGGCAGGUGGUGCGUGCACCGCCUGCAUUGCAGCAGCAGCUGGUGCUCUUCACAGCUGAUCUUCCGGUUGACGCCACAGCUGCCACCAACAACCAUUCCUGCCUUGACCAUCCGGCCGCCUCCAGCAACCCAACCAUCAAUACGUCUAACCAUCUGGACAACUCCUGUAACCCUGCUAUUUCAUCGUGUGACCAUCUGGAUAAUUCUAGUAACCCUACGCUUACUUCAUUUAAUCCUCAAACAAACCUCGCAAACCCUCCCUAUAAUAUCCCUCUGUCUGACUCCAACGAUCGAUUAUCACAGGAAAUUCAGAAAAGUUUAGACACAGAAAGUAAAGAAGCCGCUUACGGUCAAGAAGCCUUACGACUACCGCAAGAUCCAGAAGCCUUACAUAUACCACAUGAUAAAGAACUUAGAAGAAAACCUCCUUACUUAAACAUGUCAGAUUUAUCUUCAAUUAGCGACCAGAACAAGAAUCUCCAAUCUCCCCCUGAGUUGGGUGACGUCGAACGCAAGGAACACGAGUCAGCGGGUGACAACUUCACGCUGGGGGACGACAGCGACAGCAGUCUCGCCCCCAGAACUGUUACCAAGUCGAGCACCACCGCAACGAGUAUUGUGGGGGAGGCGCUGGUGGUGGAGGGGGAGGAGUACCUGGUGGUGGCUGUGGGUGUGGUGGUGGUCAGACUCGUGGUUGAAUACGCUGAGUGCGCCGCUACCAUCAACCAGGCCGCCCCCAACCUGCUCAGCAACCUGGCUGACCUGCUGCGGCGGUACAACUGCGAGACCUGCAGGCUGCUGCUGGAGGCCGGUGCAGUGUGCAGCGGAGGCCUGCGCACCGUCACCACGCGUCACCUCGCCCUGGCGCACCGCAGUCUGCGGCUCCUGCGCGCCCUCCUGCCGCACGUUCUGCGGCGCUUCCUGCGCUGCGCCGUCAAGCCCGCCACGGCGACCAAGACCAUCGCGCAGCUGGAGAGGGAAUUAGGAGAGCACUGCGCCGCCAUUGAGGACAAGAUUGUUGGGGUCGCCGCCCCCCAAGCGGGACGCUGCCUGGAGGAGUGGGUGGCCCGCUCUCCCGUACCCUCCCCCUCCAUCACCUCCCUCCUCAGGGUGCUGACCCGCCUGCAUCAGGCGCUAGCAACCGUCCUCACCCACCGCCAGGUGUGCAGGAUCUUCGCCCGCCUGACGGAGGCCGUGCAGGAGGCGAUGAGGUCGCGCCUACUGCUGCUGGGGGUGCAGCCUGUUGGGCCUCAGAGCUGGGUUGUCACCAGCGAGCUGACGUUUUACUUCAACCACCUGGCGAGUCUCAGGGUCGACCUGGACGUGACGCAAGAGCAGUUCUCCAGGGAGCUGUGGCGCAGGCGCAGCUCAUGACGCGUGGCGCCUUAGGUCUCCAUGGCGCAGGCGCAGCUCAUGACGCGUGGCGCCUUAGGUCUCUUUGGCGCAGGCACAGCUCUUGACGCGUGGCGCCUUAGGUCUCCAUGGCGCAGGCGCAGCUCUUGACGCGUGGCGCCUUAGGUCUCCAUGGCGCAGACGUAGCUCUUGACGCGUGGCGCCUUAGGUCUCCAUGGCACAGCUCAUGACGCGUGGCGCCUUAGGCCUCCAUGGCGCAGACGCAACUGAUGACGCCUCUUGCCUUAGGUCUCCUUGGAACUGUUGCAUGAAAAGCCACUGGCGUAUUUAAUGGCACUCUUUAAUGGCCACCGGCGCCUCCUUCAAUAAUGCAGUAAUUAAAAAAUAUCUCAAGGCGUUUGAGUCAAUGUACAAAGCAGCUACGAAAAUAAUGUUUAUAUACAUAAUGACAUAUGUGCAAGAUUUUUGUUGUAUUUAUAGAGCUUUAUUGUUAUUCAGGAAUAUGGAUUGAAUUGAUUGAAUUGCUAAAGAAU
Molecule: messenger RNA, 3886 nt
Organism: Hyalella azteca
Lineage: Eukaryota; Metazoa; Arthropoda; Malacostraca; Amphipoda; Hyalellidae
Gene: scat
Product: vacuolar protein sorting-associated protein 54
Exons: 21
Coding region: 93-3374 (1093 amino acids)
Biological process (GO): Golgi to vacuole transport; retrograde transport, endosome to Golgi
Cellular component (GO): GARP complex
Molecular function (GO): syntaxin binding
Source: RefSeq, a predicted model, not a curated record